This is a messenger RNA of Papilio xuthus (Asian swallowtail), 1239 nucleotides long. Its product is annotated as putative protein TPRXL. The record is from RefSeq and is a predicted model, not a curated record. The coding region runs from base 16 to 897 and encodes 293 amino acids. The transcript has 9 exons. Lineage: Eukaryota; Metazoa; Arthropoda; Insecta; Lepidoptera; Papilionidae.
AACAGUUUUUUCUUUAUGUUUCAGGAUAAAACAUGUAAUUUAAAUAUAAACUUAAAAGCUGGUAUUGUUCAGUUCAGCCUUGCAGAUUUGUGUGAAAAACGUAAAGGAUGUUCUAUUAAAUCUGCCAGUAUCUCCGCUACCGAAGUAUCAAGUAUUCUAAAACCUAUAGAUAAACCAACGGAUCCACUUUUGUCGUCCACACCAAAGGCAACCGAAAGCGAAACAGUUAAACCUGUCGAUCCUGCUAUUAUUUCUGUUUCUGAAGUGUCAAGUACUCUCAAACCAAUAGAUAAACCUACGGAUCCGCUUUUGUCGUCCACACCAAAGGCAACCGAAAGCGAAACAGUUAAACCUGUCGAUCCUGCCAUUAUUUCUGCUACCGAAGUGUCAAGUUCUCUCAAACCAACAGAUAAACCCACGGAUCCACUUUUGUCGUCCACACCAAAGGCAACCGAAAGCGAAACAGUUAAACCUGUCGAUCCUGCCAUUAUUUCUGCUACGGAAGUGUCAAGUUCUCUCAAACCAAUAGAUAACCCCACGGAUCCACUUUUGUCGUCCACACCAAAGACAACCGAGGGUGAACCAAAGGAUCCUGUGAUUGGUGAGAAUGGAUCUUCAAUAGCGUCUUCUACUGCUCCUACUUCUACAAUUACGAGUUCUGCCGAGUCCAAAGAUUCAUCAGGCAUUACGACUACAAUGUCGUCACUGGAUAAAUCAAGCGCCGGGGCACAUGUGAAUAGUGAAAAAUCCGACUCCAAGUUCUCUGGAGGAGUGGUGUUCCUCUUAUUCUUGUGCGGGGUCGUGGUCGGGGUUCUAGGAUUCUUUAUGGUGAUAUACAUCCGAAAACGAUACCGCGGACGUAGUUACGAAACUAAUGACCCCCCUCAAGAACCAUAGAUUAAUUAAUUAUUUAUAAUAUUUUAGGACAUGAAAUAAAUGCAGGUUAUUUUUUGAAAAUAUAUUUGUCAUAUUUUUUGUGCACGUCUUGUAUACGCAAAAUGUGAGCUAAGCAUAAAAUAUUAUAUCAAUGUAGAAGCAUUUCGUUAUGAUAGAUUUUGCCGAAUUAUAAUUAAUUAAUAUACAUGGUAUUUCACUUGACACGUCGGAAACAAGCAUAAUCUUGGGCUUAACGUGCCAAAUUAAUCGCCUGUUAGUACAAUCAUUACAUUAACAUCUUGUAGUAAUGAUAAGUUUGUUUUGUACAUGUUGAUUACAAAUUAAAGACAUUUACAAAUUCUA